AUGUCCGUUAAUCCACAAAAGAAAGACCUCAAUGGCGAUGGAUGGGGUGACGUUCCAGGCAUCACGCAGAAACUCGAUUACCUCAAGAGCCUCGGCAUAGACGUGAUAUGGAUAUCACCAAUCUACAAGAGUCCACAAGCAGACAUGGGCUACGAUAUAGCCGACUACGAAGACAUCGACCCCAGCUACGGAACUUUGGCUGAUGUCGACAACAUGAUCACAGAGAUCAAGAAACGCGGGAUGAAGCUCGUCAUGGAUCUUGUAGUCAACCAUACGUCGGAAGAGCAUGAAUGGUUCCUGAAUUCUCGGUCAUCAAAGGAGUCAUCGAAACGCGACUGGUAUAUCUGGAAGCCCGCAAAGUACGAUGCUGAUGGCAAUCGCCAACCGCCAAACAACUGGGCUCAGAUUCUGGGUGAAGCCAAUUCAGCAUGGACGUGGGAUGAGAGGACACAAGAGUAUUACUUAUCGUUAUUUACUCCGGAACAACCAGAUUUGAACUGGGAAAAUCAUGAUGUCCGCGAAGCUGUGAAGAAUGUUCUCCGGUUUUGGCUCGAUCGUGGAGCCUCUGGGUUCCGCAUGGAUGUCAUCAACCUGAUCUCGAAGGUCCAGACAUUCCCUGACGCGCCUGUCACCGUCAAAGGCAACAAGUACCAACGAGGCGACAAGUACUUCGCCAACGGCCCGCGAUUGCACGAGUGGCUUCAGGAACUCCGUCGGGACGUAUUAUCGAAAUACGACACCCUCACGGUCGGCGAGAUGCCCUUCGUCCGUGACGACGACGAGGUCAUCAAAGUCGUUGGUUCCAAUCGUGGAGAGCUAAAUAUGAUAUUUGUGUUUGACCUGGUCGACAUCGACAACAUACCCGGAGACUUCAAAUAUACUCUGUAUCCCUGGGACGGCCGUGACUUCAAGAAGAUAAUCAACAAAUUCCAGCGCUUGAUGCUCGACCGCGACGGUUGGAACUCACUUUACGUGGAGAACCACGACCAACCAAGGAGUAUAAGCCGGUUUACAGAUGAUAGUGACGAGUGGCGUGAAUGUGGCGCAAAGCUCCUUUGCCUGAUGCAAACCACACUCGCUGGAACGCUAUAUGUGUACCAAGGGGAGGAAAUCGGUAUGCGCAAUGUGCCUAAAGAGUGGAAGCCGGAAGAGUACAAAGAUAUUGAAAGCAUCAAUUUCUUCAAGAAAUACCGCGACCUCUACCCCAACGAUGCCGAGAAACAAGCCCUAGCCGCUGAAAUAAUGCAGCGCAAAGCCCGCGACAGCGCCCGCACACCCAUGCAAUGGAACACCUCCGCACAAGCUGGUUUCACCACGGGCAAGCCUUGGAUGCGCGUCAACGACGACUAUCCUACAAUCAACACUGAGGUCCAGAUUUCCAACCCCACACCCUCACCCGGUAUGCUUUCCGUUCAUGCGUUCUGGAAGCGUGCGCUGGAGUGCCGGAAGGAGAACAAGGAUGUUUUCGUGUAUGGGGACUUUGAGAUGCUGGACAUGGAUGAUAGUCAGGUGGUUGCGUAUAGGCGGUGGAGUGAGAAGAAUGCGUUUAUUACCGUGUUCAAUCUGAGUGGGGAGAAGGCUGUAUGGGGGAAGAUGGGGGCUCUAAAGGUAAAGAAGUGGGUCGCAGGUAAUUAUGAUGAGAGGGAGUUGGAGGGAAGAGCGAAGAGCGGAGAAAUGGAAUUGAGGCCUUGGGAGGCUGUCUUGGGUAUGCUGGAGUAUGAUACAAUGGUGGCGUGA
Pyrenophora tritici-repentis Pt-1C-BFP is the source of this 1737-nucleotide messenger RNA. Lineage: Eukaryota; Fungi; Ascomycota; Dothideomycetes; Pleosporales; Pleosporaceae. The record is from RefSeq and is a predicted model, not a curated record.